This is a messenger RNA of Erinaceus europaeus (western European hedgehog), 1584 nucleotides long. RefSeq names its product lipase C, hepatic type (gene LIPC). Gene Ontology annotation, biological process: lipid metabolic process. Lineage: Eukaryota; Metazoa; Chordata; Mammalia; Eulipotyphla; Erinaceidae. The record is from RefSeq and is a predicted model, not a curated record. Bases 66 to 1565 code for a protein of 499 amino acids. Gene Ontology annotation, molecular function: apolipoprotein binding; triacylglycerol lipase activity. The transcript has 10 exons.
UGGAGCGUCCGACAAGCUGCAGAAAUUAGCAGAAAGGCCUCGGACCCCCAGCUAAAAGAGGAGAAAUGGAAGGUUCUUGCUGUGUCUCUGUUUUCCUGGUUUGGGGCCUCUUUAUCCAAACAAGUGCCUAUGGACAAAGCCCAGGUACAGGGCCAUUUGGAGGGAGACCCCAAGAUGCUAAGACAACGGAGAAUAGCCUGCAGACAACGAAGACCAAGUUCCUGCUGUUUGAGGGGCAUGAGGGGCAGGGCUGCCAGAUCCGACUAAACCAGCCGGACUCCUUACAGCAGUGCGGCUUCAACACCUCCCGGCCUCUGGUCAUGAUCAUCCAUGGGUGGACGGUGGACGGCGCCCUGGAGAGCUGGGUGUGGCAGUUGGCUGCGGUGCUGCGGGCACGGGCACCAGUGAACGUGGCCCUGGCCGACUGGCUGAGCCUGGCCCAUAGCCACUACGCAAAGGCCGUGCACAAUACCCGCCGGGCCGGCCACGAGGUGGCUGCACUGCUGCGAUGGCUGGAGGAGGCCGCUCGAUUCUCCCGGAGCAACGUCCACCUGAUCGGGUACAGCCUGGGAGCACACGUGUCAGGAUUCGCCGGCAGCUCCAUCGGCGGGGAGGACAAGAUCGGGAGGAUCACAGGGCUGGACCCCGCAGGCCCCAUGUUUGAGUACACAUCCCCCAGUGAGCGGCUGUCCCCUGACGACGCCAGCUUUGUGGACGCCAUUCACACCUUCACACGGGAGCACAUGGGCCUGAGCGUGGGCAUCAAGCAGCCAGUGGCCCAUUACGAUUUCUAUCCCAAUGGGGGCUCCUUCCAACCCGGCUGCCACUUCCUGGAUCUCUACAAGCAAAUCGCCAACCACGGCUUGAAUGCCAUCACCCAGACCAUCAAAUGCGCCCACGAGCGGUCAGUGCACCUCUUCAUCGACUCCCUGCUGCACCCUGACAACCAGAGCACGGCCUACCUGUGCAGCGAUAUGGACAGCUUCAGCCAGGGCCUGUGCCUCAGCUGCAAGAAAGGCCACUGCAACACGCUGGGCUACCAUGUGCGCCAGGAGGGCCAGAGCAAGAGGAGCAAGAAGCUCUUCCUGGUGACCCGGGCCCAGGCCCCCUUCAAAGUUUUUCACUACCAGUUCAAGAUGCACUUCAUCAACCAGAUUGAGACGCCAGUAGAACCAACCUUCACCAUGUCACUCUUCGGGGACAAAGACGCAGUGCACAAGAUCCCCAUCACUCUGGGCACGGGUAUUACCAGGAACAAGACCUACUCCCUGCUCAUCACCCUGGACGUGGAUCUGGGCGAGCUACUCCUGAUCAAGUUCAAGUGGGAAAACAGCGCCGUCUGGGCCAACGUGUGGAACACGGUGCAGACCAUCUUCCCGUGGGGCAGCGGGUCCUCCUCCUCAGGUCUGAUUCUCAAGAGCAUCAAAGUCAAAUCAGGAGAAACCCAACAAAGGAUGGCCUUUUGCUCAGAAAACAUGGAUGACCUCCAACUCCACCCAACCCAGGAGAAAACCUUCGUGAGGUGUGAGACCACGUCCAAAAAAACAAAGGAAAACAACAGAUGAGCUCUACAGAACAAUGGGG